AUGAACGCGAGCUUCUUCCAGAUACUAAAAGCAAAAAAAGAACUCAUUCCCCUGGUUGGAGUAGUGUCCUUUGCAGCUAUCGGGGCGCUCUCUUUUUCUGCCUAUUCCCUAUUCAGCAAAUCUGAUGUGAUCGUUAACAAGAGUGGCAAUCCAGAACCAUGGGAAACUGUUGAUCCUACCAAGCCUCAGAAGCUUUUAACAAUCCAUCAGAAAUGGAAACCUAUAGAAGAGCUGGAAAAUGUCAGAAAGCUUACGAAGUGACAAGUUUCUGUUGCCUCAAAAAGGUACCCUAUGAAUCUAGUGGAAUCACUUCUGCACAAACUUGACUACUGAAAUCAGUGUGCGGAAAUGCUUCUGCUACAUUUUUAGGGUCUCCCUACAUUUUUUGGACUCUGGAUGAGGAGUUUCCUGUUGCCUUACAAGUUGGCAUACAACAUCCACACAGUCCAAAAAUCUGUCUUAAAUACUCAUUUUCAGUAGGCAUUUGAUGUCAAAUGUUGAAUAUUCUGAUGAUAAUUAUAGGUGGAAAAAGCCUUCACACUUUUUGUAGAAUUUUGGUUUUCUCAAAAUACAUAAUUUUGUAAUUUUAUAUAUUUUUAAUAAAA
Messenger RNA from Pelecanus crispus (Dalmatian pelican), 605 nucleotides. The record is from RefSeq and is a predicted model, not a curated record. Lineage: Eukaryota; Metazoa; Chordata; Aves; Pelecaniformes; Pelecanidae.